This is a messenger RNA of Entelurus aequoreus (snake pipefish), 3626 nucleotides long. RefSeq names its product clusterin-like 1 (retinal) (gene clul1). NCBI's taxonomy places the organism in Eukaryota, Metazoa, Chordata, Actinopteri, Syngnathiformes, Syngnathidae. The record is from RefSeq and is a predicted model, not a curated record. The coding region runs from base 287 to 1663 and encodes 458 amino acids. The transcript is spliced from 9 exons.
AAACAAGCAUGUCGGAUGCUGGAUUAAGAGAGUGUAAACAAGCAUGUUGGAUGGUGGAUUAAGAGAGUGUAAACAAGCAUGUUGGAUGGUGGAUUAAGAGAGUGUGUUGGAUGCUGGAUUAAGAGAGUGUGUUGGAUGGUGGAUUAAGGAUCAUGAAGAAGAAGCAAGCAGGCUAAGAGGAUGAAAGGAGCACAAAUAGACGUGCUCUCAUCCUGACAAGCCACCCUGCAGGACAAUCAGCACUUUGUGUUUUCAGACUCGCAGCUGCGACAUCAGAAGUAAAGACAUGAGAGUCGUGCUCAGUCUGGUUGUGUUGGCGUCGCUCCUCGUCAAUGGAAGUGGUGCAGCAGAGGAACAAACACCCUCACAGGACGCUUUAAAAGAGCUGUCCCAGGCUGGAGAGGAGGUGGUGGGCGAGGAGGUGAGUCGGGCGUUGUACGGCGUCACGCAGAUGAAGGAGGUGAUGUGGAGGAACGAGCAGAAGCACAAGCACCUGAUGAAGUCUCUGCAGCACAGCAGCGACAAGAAAAAGGGGGCGGCACAGCUGGCUCAGGAGGUGUCGGAGAAGCUGCAGGAGGCCGAGGAACACUGCAGGACCUCCUUCCAGUCCGAGUGGGAUGAGUGCAGACCCUGCUUGGAGGACGCCUGCAAAACCUUCUUCAGCAGCACAUGUCGCAGAGGCUUUGCCACUUUCCAAAGCAAAGUGGAGAACUUUUUCCACAGGGUGUCCCGACACUUCAGCUUCAGUGAACCCCAACUGGAAGCAGGUGACAUCCUGGUGAACCAAGACCCAGAGGACCCUGACCUAGAGGUGGUCCGCAUCCAGGACUCCUUUACCCGCCUGAGCCGUAAAGUGGGGAUGCUGGUGAACAACAGCGUGGCCUUGGCCUCCAGGAUGAGUGACAAGCUGGACCGAGCUCUCCAGAAGGCUCUACUGAGCGGGUCCCUCGUCCCCACCACCACCACCACCGCAGACACAGCCCGCGACUCGGCCUUUCUGCAGGGGGUGGGCUUGGAGGAGGUGCUGGACUCCUUCUUCGACUUUGGCCGCAGCGUGGUGGAGGAGUUUGGGGCGGUGGUGACGCAGGUGUUUGAUGACCUGCAUGGGACACAGGUACAAGACACAAAGAUAGAGAAAAGCGUCCCGCGCUUCCUGCGGAACCGGAAGCUGUGCCGAGACCUCCGCAAGCAGUCGUCUGAGUGCUGGCAGCUCCAGAACCGGUGUGAAACCUGCCAGGGUGCCUUGCUCACAGAGUGUCCCGGCGUGAGGGAGCUGCACGUGGAGCUGGACCAGGUGUCCCAGCUGAUGGGCGUGUCCGGGGAGCAGUACGAGGAGAUCCUGUCCAUCGUGCGGCGGCACGCCGACGAGACCACCAGCUGGCUGGGCGACAUGGUCGCAGAGUUCAGCUGGGUGGCGCAGGCAGUGGCCGACGGCAGCGGACCACAGAACCUUUUCCACGUCACGAGGGUGGCACCAAAGAGCCAAGACCUCAAUUUGCCAGCAGCAGAGACCCAAGUGGAAGUGAACAUCCUCAACUCUCCACCGUUCAUCCUUUCCGUGCCGAAGGAGCUGGACCUGCAGGAGCCGUCCUUCAUCCAGUACGUGGUCCAGGAGGCUCUGGGGAAGUACAGGGAGUUGGUCAGGUAUGAGACCGAGGAGUAGACGACAGCCAAUCCCGGAGCUCCAUAGAACUGCACAAUUAGAAGGAUUUAACGACAAAACGGACUUCUUACCUGCUGCCAGCUGAAGUAGAUGCAGAAACGUCCCAACAAAGCUUGAUUUGACGGAAAAGCUCAAUCCAAACUGUAUUGUCAAGUAAACAGUUUAUUUUUUUUCUGUACAAAAAUUCUAUUAGCAUUUUCUGUCAAUAGUUCAAGUCCUGACUUUAGGAACAAUCACAUAUUAGGUUCUCAACAUAAAACAGACAUUGAAUUAAAACCAAAAUUAAAAAAUAAAAUAAAAAAGUUACCAUCUUUGUCCAAGUUAUUCUUACGCUACUUUCCCCCCAUCACUGGACAGACAGUACACAUAGUUUAAAGGCCUACUGAAAGCCACUACUAGCGACCACGCAGUCUGAUAGUUUAUAUAUCAAUGAUGAAAUCUUAACAUUGCAACACAUGCCAAUACGGCCGGGUUAACUUAUAAAGUGACAUUUAAAACUUCCCGGGAAAUAUCCGGCUGAAACGUCGCGGUAUGAUGACGUAUGCGCGUGACGAAGUCAGAGUAACGGAAGUUAUGGUACCCCGUAGAAUCCUAUACAAAAAGCUCUGUUUUCAUUUCAUAAUUCCACAGUAUUCUGGACAUCUUUUGCAAUUUUUUUAAUGAACAAUGAAGGCUGCAAAGAAGACAGUUGUAGGUGGGAUCGGUGUAUUAGCAGCGGACUACAGCAACACAACCAGGAGGACUUUGUUGGAGCGCUAGCCGCGCUAGCCGCCGACCUCACCUUGACUUCCUACGUCUCCGGGCCGCCAAACGCAUCGGGUGAAGUCCUUCGUCCUUCUGCCGAUCGCUGGAACGCAGGUGAGCAUGGGUGUUGAUGAGUAGAUGAGGGCUGGCUGGCGUAGGUGGAGAGCUAAUGUUUUUAGCAUAGCUCUGUGAGGUCCCGUUGCUAAGUUAGCUUCAAUGGCGUCGUUAGCACAGCAUUGUUAACCUUCGCCAGCCUGGAAAGCAUUAACCGUGUAUUUACAUGUCCACGGUUUAAUAGUAUUGUUGAUUUUCUAUCUAUCCUUCCAGUCAGGGGUUUAUUUUUUUGUUUCUAUAUGCAGUUAAAGCACGAUGCUAUCACGUUAGCUCGUAGCUAAAGCAUUUCGCCGAUGUAUUGUCGUGGAGAUAAAAGGCACUGAAUGUCCAUUUCGCGUUCUCGACUCUCAUUUUCAAGAGGAUAUAGUAUCCCAGGUGGUUUAAAAUACAAAUCCGUGAUCUACAAUAGAAAAAGGAGAGAGUGUGGAAUCCAAUGAGCCAGCUUGUACCUAAGUUACGGUCAGAGCGAAAAAAGAUACGUCCAUCACUGCCUCUCAAGUCCUUCACUGUAACGUUCCUCAUCUACGAAUCUUUCAUCCUCGCUCAAAUUAAUGGGGUAAUCAUCACUUUCUCGGUCCGAAUCUCUCUCGCUCCAUUGUAAACAACGGGGAAUUGUGAGGAAUACUAGCUCCUGUGACGUCACGCUACUUACGCUACAGGCAAGGCUUUUUUUUUAUCAGCGAGCAAAAGUUGCGAACUUUAUCGUCGAAGUUCUCUACUAAAUCCUUUCAGCAAAAAUAUGGCAAUAUCGCGAAAUGAUCAAGUAUGACACAUAGAAUGGAUCUGCUAUUCCCGUUUAAAUAAAAAAAAAUCAUUUCAGUAGGCCUUUAAGUUAUGUUGUAUAAUGUUGAGAUGAUGGAACAUAAACUUUGUGUUGAACUGACAUUACACGACAAAGAAAACUCAAAUCCGUUGAUGUUUUUGAAUGUGUGCUAGGUCAGACAUGACACUGUGUUUUGUUGCGCUGUGCUUCCCACUCCCAUACAAUAAUACAACACAAAUAACCUGCAUGGUCACAAGAAACAUUGUUGUUUUUUUUGCUUGAAAGUUAGUUUCCGCAUUAAGAUGCUGUCAGUUUGAAACGCAUUAAAAAAGGUAGAAAAGU